AUGCAGAACGAAAUAAAGGGAAUGAAGCAGACUCCUCGAGACAAUUCUUCCAUUGAGCAAUUUUAUGACCAGAAAACAAGAGGGUCUGACAUGUAUUCAAAACUGGCGGGGCAAUUCAAUAAAUCUCUUGAAGAUGUUUCACGAACACUUGAAAAUUCCAUGAAUCAUUCUGUUCAGCAAAUUGCAACGUUGGUGAAACACGACUUAGAGGCAGUUCGCUCACAGCUCAACGAACAGCAAAUCCGAUUAAAUCAAUCUAUUAUAGAUGUGUCAAGUCUGAAUCGUUCCCAUCAACAAUUGAAGAUACCAACGCUACUAGGUUUUCCGGAGGAUUGCACAACUGUAAAUCGUAAUUAUGCAAAAAGUCAAAACACCAGCGGUGGAGUCUUUGAUAUAUAUCCGGAAUCAAGAAACAAACCGGUUAAAGUUUACUGCGAUCUUUUAACGGAUGGAGGCGGAUGGACAAUAUUCCAAAGACGAAUGGACGGAACAGUAGACUUUUACAGAGAAUGGAACGACUAUGCCAAUGGAUUCGGAAAAAAGAAUAAAGAAAUGUGGUUGGGCCUGGAAACAAUCUAUCAACUGACAAAAAAUGGAAGUUACGAGCUGAGAGUUGAUUUGGAAGAUUUCAAUGGAACCACUGCUUAUGCAAAAUAUGGGUAUUUCUCUAUCGCAUCUGCAAGCGAAAACUAUACAUUACUAGUUGGAGAAUACUCUGGAACAGCCGGAGAUUCAUUGACGUAUCAUAACAAUAUGCAGUUUAGUACGAAAGAUUCUGACAAUGACAAAUAUUCCCGUAGCUGUGCAAUCGGUUGGAGUGGUGCUUGGUGGUACAAUAAGUGUUUUCUCUCCAAUCUGAAUGGGGUAUAUUACCAGGACGGGCGGUAUAAUGAGACAUCCGUUACUUGGAUUAAAUGGAGGAGCUAUCAUUCGCUAAAGUUCACAGAGAUGAAGUUUCGAAAAAAAACGUAG
This is a messenger RNA of Styela clava, 972 nucleotides long. Its product is annotated as microfibril-associated glycoprotein 4-like. NCBI's taxonomy places the organism in Eukaryota, Metazoa, Chordata, Ascidiacea, Stolidobranchia, Styelidae. The record is from RefSeq and is a predicted model, not a curated record.